GAGAGUUGAACACUGGAGGACUGACAGCUGUCCUUCAUCACAACAGGAGCCACAGAAAUCCUCCUCCUCCUCCUCAUCCAAAAACAUGACUUUGAUCUGCAUCCUCAUCUGGACUCUCCUCCUCUGCUGCUGCUUCACAGAGUCCAGAGGACAGGUCACAGUGACUCAGCCUGCAGCAGUGAGAUCUGCUCUGGGAGCCUCUGUCACCGUCUCAUGUAGGACCAGUCAGAAUGUAGAUACUACGAACAGCAAACCCGACUUAGCCUGGUACCAACAGAAAGAUGGAGGAACUCCUAAACUGCUGAUUUUCUCUGGUAGCACUCGAGUAUCGGGGACUUCAAGUCGUUUUACAGGCAGUGGAUCACGCUCUGACUUCACUCUCACCAUCAGUGGAGUCCAGACUGAAGACGCAGCAGUUUACUACUGUCAGAGUGUACAUGAUAUCAACAGUCAGUAUGUGUUCACACAGUCAGCAUGCUCCAGUGAUCGGGGAGAGUUUAAAGUCCUGAGAGUUGAACACUGGAGGACUGACAGCUGUCCUUCAUCACACCAGAAGCCACAGAAAUCCUCCUCCUCCUCCUCGUCCAAAAACAUGACUUUGAUCUGCGUCCUCAUCUGGACUCUCCUCCUCUGCUGCUGCUUCACAGAGUCCAGAGGACAGGUCACAGUGACUCAGCCUGCAGCAGUGAGAUCUGCUCUGGGAGCCUCUGUCACCGUCUCAUGUACAACCAGUGAGGAUGUAGAUACUACGGACUAUGAACCCGACUUAGCCUGGUACCAACAGAAAGAUGGAGGAACUCCUAAACUGCUGAUUUACUCUGGUAGCACUCGAGUAUCGGGGACUUCAAGUCGUUUUACAGGCAGUGGAUCAAACUCUGACUUCACUCUGACCAUCAGUGGAGUCCAGACUGAAGACGCAGCAGUUUACUACUGUCAGAGUUAUCACACUGGAGGUGUGUUCACACAGUGAAAAAGCGUCGUACAAAAACCUCCCUCAGUCAGCCUGAACAGAAACCAGACUGACUGCUGCAGCAGGAAGCUUCUGUAGAGACUGACACACUUCACUGAGGACACACACUCAAACACUACACUGACUGGUUUCCAUCACCUCUUCCCUGUAGUACAAAAGCUACACAAUCAAUUAUUCAAUAUCAUAUAUUACCACUAUACAGUACUUAGCAUUUCAAAAUGAACCCUUGGCAUAUGUCAGAUAUUUAUGAAAAGAUUUUUAGUGUUGUCCUCGUUCUCUUCUCAAAGGUGACUUCAAGAGAGUGUGGGGGUAAAGCCGAUCACAGAGCCAGCCUCUUUGAUCAGCUUAUUGAUCCUAUUUGUAUCAUCCAAACAGAAGCUGCACCCCCAACAGCACAGAACAGCAUAAAAGAGGACACUAGCCAAGAUACAAAACGUACAGAAGGUUCUUGCUAAAGUCAGAGGAUCUAAGCUUCCUUAAGAGUCUUUACUGAGCCUUAUUGAAUACGACAUUAGUGUCCUUUUUCUAAUUUAAUUUACUGUCCAUGAAGACAUCGAGAUAUUUAUGAAACUGGACAGUUUGGAUCUGCUAUGAGGGGAAACAUCGUCUUUCUUUCUUCUGAAAUAAAUAAUAUGUUCCUUUGUCUUUCCAACAUUCAAUAUGCAUCACACCAGCUGACUAAAGAUUCAAUCUCUAUUUUUGUUGGUCAGAUUGUUGCCUUGGGUAAGUAGGUGCACGAGUGCAGUAACAUCUGAAAACUUGUGGACAUGAUGCCUGUGCACACUAACACAAUCAGGACCUGGAGAGAUGUCAGUGGGGCUGCUACACACUGCGACACAGGGAGAACAACAGAGCUGUUGGGGGCUCGGUGUCUUGCUCUAGGACACCUCUAUAGCACUCGGAGAGUGACCUGGAACCUGGCAGCUUCCAUACUUUGAUGUGUACAGGGACUUGAACCAGCGACCCUCGGGUUCCCAAACAAGGUCCCUACAGACUGAGCUACUGCCACCACAAAUAUAUAAAAUACAGGGCCCGCUCUAUCAACUGAGCUAAACUGGUGCCCUGCAGAGGAAAGGUUAGUCUGCACUGACAGAACUAUAUGUCUUGUAUAAGACUCUUUAAGUCUUCUUAAAGUCAUCAACUACCUCAGAGGUUCCAAACUUGUUUCCAUUAGAGUCCUCCUAAUUAUAUCCAAGAAAAGCAGAGCACCCAAAGCACCCACAGGUAAAAGAACGAGUUUACUACUGUCAAAAAUUAAAAAACAUUUGAAUUGUUUUCAUUGAUUAAUAUGUCUUUUCGUGAGAUAAGUCUUAAAUCUUUUUAUUUUGACAUCCAAACAGAAUAUGCAGAACACCAAGAGACCUUUGCAUAAACUUACCACGAUAUAUGUUUUCAUGAUUUUAAUUAAUAUAUUUAAACCACAGAGCAGGCUUUGAACAACAUGCCAGAAGCAAUGUUUUAUCACUUUAUGCAGAUGAUGCCAUCCGAUUUAUUUCUAACACAUUUCUUACCCACCUUCAUUAUUUUCAGAGAUUUAACAAUUCAAAACAUCAGUCAUCAGAUUGAGACGUUUCACCAUCUUCAACAGCAGAUUUUGAUGAUAUAAGAUUAUUUGGAAGUUUUACAUUGCUAUAUAUUUUUUUUUUUUUUUUAGCUGAAAUUACCAAAGUCCGUUCAAAAAUUGUUAACCUGAGAAGA
Molecule: messenger RNA, 2668 nt
Organism: Labrus mixtus (cuckoo wrasse)
Lineage: Eukaryota; Metazoa; Chordata; Actinopteri; Labriformes; Labridae
Exons: 4
Coding region: 86-970 (294 amino acids)
Biological process (GO): immunoglobulin production; immune response
Source: RefSeq, a predicted model, not a curated record